Messenger RNA from Puma concolor (puma), 1926 nucleotides. The record is from RefSeq and is a predicted model, not a curated record. NCBI's taxonomy places the organism in Eukaryota, Metazoa, Chordata, Mammalia, Carnivora, Felidae.
AUGCUUCCCGCAUCUCUUGGAGUGGCCAGAAGGUCUGCAGAGGAGGCGAAGGCGGGCGCAUUUUCAUUGCGUUCGUGGUUUUCCUUGGCUCUGCCAGUGCAUUUAUCCCAGGGGAUGCAGAGAGCAACUAAUGUCACCUAUCAAGCUCACCAUGUCAGCAGGAACAAGAGAGGUCAGGUCGUGGGGACCAGAGGUGGUUUUCGUGGCUGCACAGUUUGGCUGACAGGCUUGUCUGGAGCAGGAAAGACCACAGUGAGCAUGGCUCUGGAGGAGUACUUGGUUUGCCACGGUAUCCCAUGCUACACUUUGGAUGGUGACAACAUCCGUCAAGGCCUCAAUAAAAAUCUUGGCUUUAGUCCUGAAGACAGAGAAGAGAAUGUUCGACGCAUUGCAGAAGUUGCUAAGCUGUUUGCAGAUGCUGGCUUAGUGUGCAUCACAAGUUUUAUAUCCCCUUAUACUCAGGAUCGCAACAAUGCAAGGCAAAUUCAUGAGGGUGCAAGUUUACCGUUUUUUGAAGUAUUUGUUGAUGCUCCUCUGCAUGUUUGUGAACAGAGGGAUGUUAAAGGACUCUACAAAAAAGCACGGGCUGGAGAAAUUAAAGGUUUCACUGGAAUCGAUUCUGAGUAUGAAAAACCAGAGGCUCCAGAAUUGGUGCUGAAAACAGACUCCUGUGAUGUGAACGACUGUGUCCAGCAGGUUGUGGAACUUCUACAGGAACGGGAUAUCGUACCUGUGGAUGCCUCUUACGAAGUAAAAGAACUGUAUGUGCCAGAAAACAAACUCCAUCUGGCAAAAACAGAUGCAGAAACAUUGCCAGCAUUGAAAAUUAAUAAAGUGGAUAUGCAGUGGGUACAGGUUCUGGCAGAAGGUUGGGCAACCCCCCUGAAUGGCUUUAUGAGAGAGAGGGAGUACUUGCAGUGCCUUCAUUUUGAUUGUCUUCUGGAUGGGGGUGUCAUUAACUUGUCAGUACCUAUAGUUCUGCCGGCUACUCAUGAAGACAAAGAGAGGCUGGACGGCUGCACCGCAUUUGCUCUGAUGUAUGAGGGCUGCCGUGUGGCUAUUCUUCGCAACCCAGAGUUUUUUGAGCACAGGAAGGAGGAGCGCUGUGCCAGACAGUGGGGAACAACGUGCAAGAACCAUCCCUACAUCAAGAUGGUUAUGGAACAAGGAGAUUGGCUGAUUGGAGGAGAUCUUCAAGUCUUGGACCGAAUUCGCUGGAAUGAUGGUCUUGAUCAGUAUCGUUUCACUCCUACUGAGCUAAAGCAGAAGUUUAAAGAUAUGAAUGCUGAUGCUGUCUUUGCAUUUCAAUUACGCAACCCAGUGCACAAUGGACAUGCUCUGUUAAUGCAGGAUACCCAUAAACAACUUCUAGAGAGGGGCUAUCGGCGCCCUGUCCUUCUCCUUCACCCUCUUGGGGGUUGGACCAAGGAUGAUGAUGUCCCUUUGAUGUGGCGUAUGAAGCAGCAUGCUGCAGUACUGGAAGAAGGAGUCCUGAAUCCAGAAACAACAGUGGUGGCCAUCUUCCCAUCUCCCAUGAUGUAUGCUGGGCCAACUGAGGUCCAGUGGCAUUGCAGAGCACGGAUGGUUGCAGGAGCCAAUUUUUACAUUGUCGGACGAGACCCCGCUGGCAUGCCUCAUCCCGAAACAGGGAAGGAUCUUUAUGAGCCAACUCAUGGUGCCAAAGUGCUGACAAUGGCUCCUGGGCUCAUCACCUUGGAAAUAGUUCCCUUUCGAGUUGCAGCCUACAACAAGAAAAAGAAGCGUAUGGACUACUAUGACUCUGAACACCAUGAAGACUUUGAAUUUAUCUCAGGAACACGAAUGCGCAAACUUGCCCGAGAAGGCCAGAAACCUCCGGAAGGCUUUAUGGCUCCCAAAGCCUGGACUGUGCUGAUGGAAUACUACAAAUCCUUGGAGAAAGCUUAA